Molecule: messenger RNA, 622 nt
Organism: Bolinopsis microptera
Lineage: Eukaryota; Metazoa; Ctenophora; Tentaculata; Lobata; Bolinopsidae
Exons: 4
Coding region: 32-343 (103 amino acids)
Source: RefSeq, a predicted model, not a curated record
ACUAUAUAACAAAUAAUUUGAGAUAAUCAAAAUGAAAUUCUUCCUCCUCGCUAUCCUCAUGGGCCUGAUGGUUGUUGGGAUCCGCUCUCAGGCUGAAGGUGACGCUGUUGAAGGUGACGCUGUUGAAGGUGACGCUGCUGAAGGUGACGCUGCUGAAGGUGACGCUGCUGAAGGUGACGCUGCUGAAGGUGACGCUGCUGAAGGUGACGCUGCUGAAGGUGACGCUGCUGAAGGUGAUGAUGCUGCUGAAGGUGAUGAUGCUGCUGAAGGUGAAGAUGACAGUAGUGCACUUAGCAUGUCCAUCGCCGCAGUUCCUCUUCUCAUGGCCGUCCUUCGUUUAUAAGAAUCUCAACUCGAUCGAAAUCACGGAAAACAUGCGACUCUGACUGAGCAAAGAAUCUUUAAAACCUUGGAGUUAUUUUUUCAAGAAGGAACUCCUUUAUAUUUUAAUGAGGCUUAUUGUAACAUCAUUUCGAAUGCCGUGAUUGAAAUAAGAAACUGAAUUAAACGAAACGUUUUCUUUAUUUUUAGAAUUUUGAAUCAUUGUCAGUUAUGUAAUAAACCGUUAGCAUAGAAAGUUUAUCUUAUAUUUUGUUUUUAGAUUUACACUUUCUUAUAAAAA